GAGACCAUGGAGUCCCCUUCUCUACUUCUGUGCAAAGGGCUCCUGCUCACAGCCUCCCUCUUGACCUGCUGGAAUGCACCUACUACUGCCCAGCUCACUAUUGAAUUAGUGCCUCCCAUGGUGGCUGAAGGCGGAAACUCCGUUCUGUUUGUGCACAAAAUGCCGCUGAACGUCCAGGCAUUUUACUGGUACAAACAGAAAGAUCCGGCGAAGAGCUAUGAAGUUGCCCGGUACUUAACACCCGAUAACACAACUUCGAAGAUGCCUCAACACAGCGGCAGGCAAACGGUGUUCUACAGUGGAUCCCUGCUGAUCAGAAACGUCACCCAGGCUGACAGUGGAUUCUACACCUUACUAACAUUUAACACAGAAAUGGAAAGCGAACUAACACACGUGUAUCUGGAAGUCCAUAAGCCUGUGACACAGCCCAUACUCCAAGCAGACAACACCACAGUAACAGAAGAUGGUUCCCUGGCCCUCACCUGCCUCUCAGAAGACCCUGGACUCUCCAUCCGCUGGUUUUUCAAUCACCAGAGCCUGUAUUUCAAUGGCAGGAUGACGCUGUCCCAGAAAAACAGCCGACUCAUCAUAGAUCCGGUCAGGAGGGAGGAUGCUGGAGAGUAUCAGUGUGAGGUCUCCAAUGGGUACAGUUCUAAGACGAGUCUCCCAAUCCAAAUGUCUGUGACCAGUGAGUGACCUCUCCUCUCUCCAGGCACCACACUGGGGGUGGGUGGGGAAUUUCUUCGUCAAUGAUGUGGAAAAUGGAGAACCGUACCAGGGGGGAAAAUCAUCAGCGAAGACAGCAAGACAGCCAGCGUGAGGACACAGACCUGGAACCCCAGGUUAGACAUGAGUCAGGAGGAAUGUGAGUACAAGGUUAGGUUAACCGGCUGGGGUUACAAAGAGACACACAAUCUCAAAUAAAAUAAAAUAAAAUCCAAUAGAGUAAGCAAAACUGCAAAGGGAUUAACUAAGGGCUUAGGUUCUGAGUCAAGUAUGGCUAAUCCUAGAAAACCAUGGGGAACUGAUUUCAGGAGCCCCUCAGACUUCUGGAUAUUCUGAAUCCCCUGUUAAAAAUGGUGCAGUGCUUACAUAGAAGCAAACCUAUCCUCCCAUGAGCUCAAAUCAUUUCUGAUUCCUAACACCA
Molecule: messenger RNA, 1147 nt
Organism: Peromyscus californicus insignis
Lineage: Eukaryota; Metazoa; Chordata; Mammalia; Rodentia; Cricetidae
Product: carcinoembryonic antigen-related cell adhesion molecule 3-like
Exons: 3
Coding region: 7-696 (229 amino acids)
Biological process (GO): T cell activation
Cellular component (GO): external side of plasma membrane
Source: RefSeq, a predicted model, not a curated record